Adineta ricciae is the source of this 1260-nucleotide messenger RNA. NCBI's taxonomy places the organism in Eukaryota, Metazoa, Rotifera, Eurotatoria, Adinetida, Adinetidae. The record is from the annotation of a GenBank genome assembly.
AUGAUUGAGGUCGAAACGAAAAAUGCAAGGCGUGAUGUUGACGAAUGGUUUCAUCGAAUAAUUGAAGCAAAAAAGAAAAUCAUGGAUAAUAUUGAUGAAGCCGAAAAGCGUGGACAAGAUCGUUUAUCGGAAAUACUCACUAAACUACAGCAAAUAUCUAUCAAAAUUAAUAGUUUAACUAAAGAAACUCUUUUCGAUGCUACACAAAUAUCCAGUUUAUUGACAGAUCUUGAUCAUGUUCGAAAUGAUCUCAAGAACAUAAUCGAGAACAAGAAGGUAAAACUUCCUGAUGUUACAUUCAACUGCGAAGUCAAGCUUGAAAAUACUGCUGUGCCCAAUACUGACGUCACACCAAAAGAUCCUUCUCCUGUGACUGAACCAUUACAAUCGCGUGCCGUUGAAGAAAUGAAAAACAAUAUUGAAAAUGUAGUAUUAGACUGGAAUGAUACAGUCGAUCAAUCCGAAACCUCAGACGAUAGCGCACCUGAAUGUUUAUUGCCAACAGACUUUCCAGUUGAUUGUAUGGCUAGUGAUGGUAUUAAUAUCAUGUAUAGUACAUACAAUACUACACCUCUUAAGAUUGCUUACUGUGAUUUGAACAACUUACAAGUUUCCGAUCGAUAUCGUGAUUGGCAUCAACCAUCGAUUGUCGAUAUGAUUUAUUGGAAGAGUAUUGGAAAGUUCAUUUGUGCAACGAGUGAAAAUGUCUAUACCGUUGAAUAUCGAAACUUUGCAUUCAAAAUUAUGACCGCCAUUCGCUAUAUCAAUUGCUCUGAUAUACUUGUCGCAGCUAAUGAUGCUAGCUUGUGGGUGUGGGCCAAUCCUAGAAAAUAUGAGAGUGAUACAAUCAAUGUUUACUCAACAACAUUUCAAUCGAUCCGUACGAUCAAAUUUGGAGGAACUAUACCAAUGACAUUUCGCAAUGGAGUCAGUUUUUCAUUGACAAAUAAUUCCGUAGCAUCGAUUAACAAGCGUGCACAGAACAAUGGUUACGUAGUGCAGAUUAGUAUUUUAAAUCUAGAUAUGAUUCCUGUGAAAACACAAGACUUAGGCUCAUGCAACGGUUCAAUACAAAUUCGUAGUGAUGAAGUGAACCAAUUCUUUGUGACAACUGGUCAAAAUCUAGUUCAUUGUGUAAGAACAUGGGGACAAAAGGAAAGAAUUGGUAUCAAAUAUAAUGGUAACUCUAUCGCAGUGCUUAACAAUAAAAAAUUUGUUAUCGGCGAUACAUCAAACGAUGUCGAAUCGGUACAACUUUGA